AUUGCAACACCUUUCCUCUCCUCUAACCUCACUUUAGUUUUUUUUAGUUGGUGGCUCCUUUUUUUUCUCUCCUCGAAGCCACUGACAAAAAAAGGCAGAGAAAAUGGAGAUUGUUGGAAAAGUGAUCAUGUCAAUGGGUCUUAUGAUGAUGAUAAUGUGGAAGAGUGUGGAUGGUUACGGUAGUGGUUGGGUCAAUGCUCGAGCCACUUUCUAUGGAGGUGCUGAUGCUUCUGGCACCAUGGGCGGCGCGUGUGGAUACGGGAACUUAUACAGUCAAGGAUACGGCACGAACACGGCGGCUCUAAGCACCGCUCUAUUCAACGGUGGUCAAACCUGCGGUGCGUGUUUUCAGAUAAAAUGCGUAAACGACCCAAAAUGGUGUCUCGGAGGAACAAUCACCGUCACGGGAACAAACUUUUGUCCACCGAACUUUGCUCAGGCCAACGACGCCGGUGGUUGGUGUAACCCUCCCCAACAUCACUUCGAUUUGGCUCAGCCCAUCUUCCUCCGCAUCGCUAAAUACAAAGCCGGCGUCGUCCCCGUUCAAUACCGGAGAGUGGCUUGCCGGAGAAAAGGAGGGAUACGAUUCACCAUCAACGGUCACUCAUACUUCAACCUCGUACUCAUAACCAACGUAGCCGGCGCCGGAGAUGUUACCUCCGUCUCCGUUAAAGGAACCAGAACUGGAUGGCAAAGCAUGUCGAGAAACUGGGGACAGAACUGGCAAAGCAACGCGAAUCUUGAUGGUCAAGCUCUCUCGUUCAAAGUGACAACUAGUGAUGGACGUACAGUUGUAUCUAACAACGCUACUCCACGUAACUGGAGCUUCGGACAGACUUACACCGGAAGACAGUUCCGGGCUCCGAGGUGAUGCUUGAUGACCACGUGGACUUAAUGGAGGCACACUUAUUAAAACAAAAAAAAAAUAAGUUUUACUUUAUUAUUACUGAUUUUGGAGUUUGCAUAGUUUGGAAAAACGUUUUAAGAAUUUGACCUAAUUAAAAAUAACCAAUUUCUGAAUGGCGGAAGGUUUUUUUUUUUUUCACCGGUAGCUUUUGUAAUUCGCCGGUGAGACUGAGGUGAACAGAAAGGAAAAAACAAGCUUUGUGUUUUCACCCGCCGCCUGAGUAAUUGAGUUUUUUUUUUGUACUUUGUUUGACUUUGAGAUGUUCAAUAGUCUGUUUCUUUAA
This is a messenger RNA of Capsella rubella, 1190 nucleotides long. RefSeq names its product expansin-A14. The coding region runs from base 104 to 871 and encodes 255 amino acids. Gene Ontology annotation, cellular component: extracellular region. The record is from RefSeq and is a predicted model, not a curated record. NCBI's taxonomy places the organism in Eukaryota, Viridiplantae, Streptophyta, Magnoliopsida, Brassicales, Brassicaceae. The transcript has 4 exons. Gene Ontology annotation, biological process: plant-type cell wall organization.